UCUCAUGUCAAACAUGGCGCUGUCCUGUUCUAGCCUGUGUAGCCAUUUGUCUUUGAUCCGGCUAUGUGGCCUUAGGACAAACAUAAUAAACAAUGGUGUUUACUCUUCUUAUAUGUCCUGUCAGCCCAGGUUGACCCUGUGUAGGUACUACUCAUCGUCCAAAGCUAGACGAGGCGUUGGUCGAUAUGUCGCCACCAAACUGCAGAAAGCAAAUAGCAAAUAUGAAGCUUUUCUCAAAAAGCGAUUUCCUCGCUUUUUCCAGCUUUACCACACUUUUGUGGAAGUCCUCAUUCCAGGAUUCAAGCUGCUGUAUCAAGAUGCCAAAGCUGUGUGGAGGAUAAAAGCAAAGAUGUCCACUAGUGGAGUGCAGUACAAGGAUUUACCCUACAGGGAGAUGGAGAUGCUUCGACAGUUUCGCAGAGACAUGAUAAAGGCCAUUCCUCUGGUGGUGAUCUCCAUCCCUCCCUUUGCCAACUACCUGGUUUUUGUCUUGAUGUACUUUUUCCCCCGCCAGCUCCUGAUCCCACAUUUCUGGACCCCAAGCCAGCAGGUGGAGUUUAAGGGAGUGUACCAUUCCUUCAGGGCUCAGCAUCACUGGCCAGUGCUCAAAGGGCUUGAAAAUUCGAGCCACCAGAUCAAAGACCGACAGCUUCAGGGUCGACUCAGGGACCUGUGCACCAAAAUCCAAAAUGGUGUGAACCCUAAAGUGUCAGAAAUCCUUGCUGUUCGGAGCUUGUUUUCAGGCCAUCCUCUGGGUGUGAAGAGGAUGAGCACACAGCAGAUGAGACACAUUAGCCCUCUGCUCUUCCUGACACCGCGUCUCCCGGGUUUCGUGGUUGGCCAGCGGCUGAACAGCCACGGCCUGGAGCUGCUGCAGCUGGACCGGGCCCUCAGCAGACUGGGCCCCAACCAGCUGAGUGAGGCUGAACUCAGACAGGCUUGCUAUGUGAGGGGGCUUAACUCUACCAGAAUGGACAUUAACCAGUGCAGGGAGUGGUUAUCCCAGUGGCUCCAGAUGUCCUCCUCAUUGAAAGAAUCCGAGGUGUCCCUGCUUUUGCACAGCAUUGUUCUUCUCUCUGCCAACUACCCGAAGGGUUCCAGCCGACACUGACAGGAAGCCUGCAGCAGUCUGAUUUUGUGUUUUGUCAUCUUUUUUUUGUGCACUGGGCAGCACCACUUCCUAGGAGUUGUCAGCAUCUCCUUUUCUGCCAAAGAAAACCUGUUAGGACUGUUCUUGGCAUGAUUUUGAAGUUCUGGAGAGAAAAAACUGAAAAUUAAGUUCACAAAUUUUCUUUUUGAGAGUUGAAGUGAAACUAUUGUGUCUUUUUCAGGGGUGUGGUGUGAGAUUUGACUUCAUAAUAAGCAGGAAUAGAGAGGUAUAUUUUAGCUUAAAAGGACAGAGCAUUUAGGCUCUCACAAGGGACUUAAACUGGUCAUGAUGCACUGAAUUAUUGUACGUGGUGAUUUGAGGUUAUAUCAUGAUUACCGGUCACUGUAUCUCAAGCACGUCUGUACAGCACAGACUGGUCAUUUGUUUACUUUCAAGCUCAUGCAUUGUUAUUAUACACAGCUACAAAGCUAAGCAGGGAAACAAAGAUUAUUUUAUUUAGUAGGACUGUUCGGACACAUUCCAGUCAUAAAAAUAGCUUUUUAUGUGAACAUGUUUAUUACUUUUUUACGUCUUCAUAUCAAACUGUAUCUCCUCAUACCUUUACCUCACUUUGUGCUCUGCUUUUUACCAUGAAUAAUGCAUGUCAUGACAUAGGUAUCCUGGAAAACAGGGGUUUGACGCAUGGGAGGGAAAAGUUUUUGUCAAAUAUGUAAAGAAAAAAUGGCUAAUGUAGAAAGAAAUGUGAAGGUUUAACAAAAGCACCUUUAAAAGAAGAAAAUGUUGAUAAAGCCCAAAUAGAUUUAGAGAAAAAAACGCCCAAUUAUUACUGAACUGCAAAGACAUUCAUGCUUUCUGUGCGAUGUGAAGCUGGAUUUUAUGUAAUUUGAAAUUAAUUUUGGUGUGCAACUCGGCAUUUACAGGCUGUCUGACGAGAGCUGUGAUGGCACUUUAUCGUUUACUUGAUCUUUUCCUCGUUAACGCUUCGAAUGACAUUCAAUCUAUCUGGUCUGUCCACACUCCUGCACAAAAUUCAUUAUAAACCGUUUGCAUACUUCUGGGUUACACUAUUAGGAACUGGUUGUUCCUUUUGAUGCUGUUUUGGUGUUGUAAAGUGUAAAAUAGGAAAUGUCAUUUGUUCCCUGUGCCUUUUGCAUGGAUGGC
Molecule: messenger RNA, 2272 nt
Organism: Cheilinus undulatus (humphead wrasse)
Lineage: Eukaryota; Metazoa; Chordata; Actinopteri; Labriformes; Labridae
Gene: letmd1
Product: LETM1 domain containing 1
Exons: 9
Coding region: 5-1111 (368 amino acids)
Biological process (GO): intracellular monoatomic cation homeostasis
Cellular component (GO): mitochondrial inner membrane
Molecular function (GO): ribosome binding
Source: RefSeq, a predicted model, not a curated record